AUGUUCAAGUCCAGUUUACUAGCUUUACUUGUCACUUCCCUCUCCCUGUCUCCAUCAGCACUGGCAGUCAAGGGUAGCGUCAAAGUGACGUUCGCCGAUGACACUUAUUCUCAUAUGACUGCUGAUCCCUACGAGAGAGGUCUGGAUGGGGCUUGGAGAGAAUUCCCUUUUGAUAAAGUUGAUACUAGGUCUUUUUAUUGGUAUGGACCAAAGGUGGGAGACUCCACUGAUAGAGCUUGGAGACAAACUUGCGACGUCUCUAUAGAUGAUCAAUUCAACGAAGAUGAGACGAUCAACUUUGAACUCCAAGAUAAGAAAGCCGGGUUCAAAGGUCCGAAAGACAAACAUGCCAAGAUCGUUUGUAAGGAUUCGAUCUGUACUGUUCCCAAUGGAGAGAAAUGUGAAGGAGAUUAUGUGAUUCCCGUCGUUGACUCAGUAAGUUUCGAUUUUCCCUCCCAAGCCAAAUCAAGACUGGCCGAAGGGAUUGUUCAGCUUACACAACAUCUAUUUAUUCAGUCUGUCUGA
Kwoniella botswanensis is the source of this 525-nucleotide messenger RNA. RefSeq lists its product as uncharacterized. The transcript is spliced from 2 exons. Lineage: Eukaryota; Fungi; Basidiomycota; Tremellomycetes; Tremellales; Cryptococcaceae. The record is from RefSeq and is a predicted model, not a curated record. The coding region runs from base 1 to 525 and encodes 174 amino acids.